AUGGGCUGGAGACUACUUGACUGCGCAGAGACUAAGGUUGACUGCACAUUGAACAGGACGAGUGUUCCGGCAGAUGCAGAUGUUGCCGGCAUUGGUAUCAUCGUCGGCUUUCUGUCUACAACGUGUUUAGCGUUCCUAAUCGCCUUCACGGUCCUCUUCCUAGACCGGUUCGAAGACAUCAUCAACUUCUACAGGAAAGCUUUCACAAAUAACAAGGCACAGUACGAGCAGAAUCACGACGAACAAGACCGUUUACGACCCUAUUGGCGAUCAGUUGCGUUUUGGUCGCGCGUCCUAAGCAAGAACCUUCUUGCUUUCUCGGACACGCAACUUCUCACAGGUCUUGCGAUCCAGUUCACAGCCAUGAUCAAGCACUGUUCGAUGUCCGUAUACCACUUUCGGAUCGUCACCGACCUCGCAUUUCUCACCACAGUCACGCACCUCCUUACGGUCGUGGCGCUCCGGAACUACUUCGUAAAGAACAAAUGGAUCAAUCUACCGCGCAUCUUCUUUAUGCUCGCCAAUCUCGCAUUACUCGGAUAUACUUCUUUCAUUUCCUAUUCUUACGAUCUUGUGGAUCUGAGGUUGUCCGACCCCUUGGCCUGUUUUUUCCAAAAUGAGCGUCCACAGUUUAGAGAUGCAUUUGCUGGCAAAUGGGCAGCACUUCUAAUUGGCGCUAUUGGAGGUCACGUUACCGUGAUAGCGGCUAUGUACUGGCUGAAAGACCCUGGUAAAAGCGACAAAAAGGGAAAGUGGUGGUGGUACAUCUGGUACUUCGGCGCUGUAUUUCGCACGUGGAUCGUCGCACCCACGUACUCAAUCUACGGAAUCUGGAUGGCUGGUGACGGUCUUCAGCAAACCCAAGCCCUUGGGUCUCCACCUGAAGGAGUGAACAUCGCAGACGGAAGUGAGAAAGCCUGGAACUUCGGGCAGUUUCUCCCUGUGUUGUUGCUUGCUCUUCCUAUCUUUGCUGGAUGGGAGAGCUUCUGGGAAGAGAAGGAUGAGGAUCGCGAUAGAUUCGGACGUCAUGGUGUGAGAAGGUCAAGAAACACCCUGGUGAUGAGCUCGUUCGAGAUGCCGGUGCAGAAGCAAAACGGCAAGUAUUGCCACUCUAGAGAUCCUUCGACAGAAGAGCAGCGCAUCGAGAUCUUCGCCACGUCUUCGUUCCACCUCUGGAGAUACCUCCACUUUGCGUCCUUCGCCUGGAUCGAACAUGUUGUUGACAGUGCCGUCACCGGCCGCGAGUGGGCUUGGGCUAAACUUCAGUAG
This is a messenger RNA of Ascochyta rabiei, 1269 nucleotides long. RefSeq lists its product as uncharacterized. The record is from RefSeq and is a predicted model, not a curated record. NCBI's taxonomy places the organism in Eukaryota, Fungi, Ascomycota, Dothideomycetes, Pleosporales, Didymellaceae. The coding region runs from base 1 to 1269 and encodes 422 amino acids. The transcript is spliced from 3 exons.